This is a messenger RNA of Monosiga brevicollis MX1, 2597 nucleotides long. RefSeq lists its product as uncharacterized. Gene Ontology annotation, biological process: microtubule-based movement. Gene Ontology annotation, molecular function: ATP binding; microtubule motor activity; microtubule binding. Bases 1 to 2397 code for a protein of 798 amino acids. The transcript is spliced from 18 exons. NCBI's taxonomy places the organism in Eukaryota, Choanoflagellata, Craspedida, Salpingoecidae. The record is from RefSeq and is a predicted model, not a curated record.
AUGCGGGUGCUGGUGCUGGGUUCUUGUUUGCUUUUACAGGCGCCGGGCGGCAAAAAGCUCGCCGACAAUGUCAAGGUCAUUGUGCGGUGCCGACCGCUAAACAAGAAGGAGGUCGCGGUCAGCGCAGCCGAGGUUGUGACGGUGGAAGAACGCCGAGGUACCAUCAGCGUUCGGGAUCCAGAGGCGCCAAAGGUUUUCACCUUUGAUCAAGUCUACGACCAAAAGUCACUGCAAACCACCGUGUACAAGGAGAGCGCAGAGAAUAUCAUUGAUGCUGUGCUCGAGGGUUUCAAUGGCACCAUCUUUGCCUACGGGCAAACAGGCACAGGCAAAACCUUCACCAUGACCGGUGCGUCAUGUGAUGCGAGUUUACCUGGCAUCGUGCCUCAGUCCUUUGAGCAAAUUUUUAACACGAUUACCAACAGUCAGGGCAAGCAAUACUUGGUUCGCGCGUCCUAUUUGGAGAUUUACAACGAGGAUGUGCGUGACUUGCUGUCGCGCGACCACACCCGCAAGUUGGCUGUGCGUGAAAACCCCGACACGGGUGUUUACGUUGAAGAUCUGACGUCCAUCGUUGUCAAAGGAACGAAAGAAAUCACCAAGGUCAUGAACGUCGGGCUCAAAAACCGCGUGGUUGGUGCCACCAACGCCAACGAUCAGUCGUCGCGCUCUCACUCAAUUUUUAUGAUUGAUAUCGAGUGCUCGGAGAUUGAUGAAGCCGGCGAGGCUCACUUACGAUCGGGUCGCCUGAAUCUGGUUGAUCUGGCUGGUUCUGAACGUCAAUCCAAAACUGGUGCAGCUGGCGAGCGUCUCAAGGAAGGGGCCAAGAUCAACCUUUCCCUGACGGCCUUGGGCCAGGUUAUCAAGGCUCUGGUGGAAUCCAAGUCUGGCGCCCACAUCCCCUACCGAAACUCCUCGUUGACACCCGGCUUAUUUGAGUUUUGUGCGUGCCCAUGGUGCACUUGGUUUGUGCAGGACUCCCUUGGCGGCAACUCCAAGACAAUGAUGGUCGCGACCAUUGGACCGGCCGAUAGCAACUUUAGUGAGACCAUGAGCACCCUCGGCUACGCGCAUCGUGCAAAGAGCAUUAAAAACCGACCCAAAAUCAACGAGGACCCCAAGGAUGCUUUGUUGCGCGAGUAUCAAGAAGAAAUUCUUCGCCUGAAAGAACAGUUGGGCAAGGGAGGCAAGAAGCGCAGCGGCAAACGACGCAAGCCCCGAACCAUCAAGUUUGAUGCAAACGGCCAAGAGAUCCCCCCCGAAGAGGGUGAGGACCAGGAAGAGUCUGACGACGAUGAGGGCAAGGAUGGCGUUACCGAUGAGGCUGAGCUUGCUCGCAUCCGUGAAGAAGAAUUGCGCAAGCUCGAAGAAGAAAAGGCCGCCAUGAUGGCAGACAACACGAUGCUCGAGGAAACCAAGACGCAGCUGUUAGCGCAAAUGAGUGCUCGCCAAGGCGAGAUUCAACAAGAACAACGGCAAGCCGCUCAGUUGGCCUCGAAAAUCAAGGCAUUGGAGUCCAAGCUUCUGGUCGGCGGCAAGUCCAUCGAGGAACAUACCGCCGAGCAGGAGCGCCAGCUGCGUGCUCGACAGCGCCAGCUUCAAGAGCAGGCUGCACAAGCCGCGCAGCUGCAGGCCGAGCUGGAGGCGCGUCGUGAGCGCCGCGAAGCGGUCGAAGAGUCAUACACCUCCUUGGAGAAGGAAGUGGAGCACAAAACCAAGAAGCUGGAGAAAGUUUUCCACAAGCUCAAGGAAAUUGAACAACGCAUCAAUGUCAUGCAUGAGCGCUUUGCUCAUCAACGCGAGGAAGUGCAAAUUCAAACAGAAGAGGCUCAAAAGCGACUGCGGCUUAAGCAACUGAUCAUUGAGCAUUUCAUUCCGCCAACUGAGGCUGACAAGCUGCGCCGCCGAGCCUUUUUUGAUGAGGCUGCGGGAACCUGGGCCCUGCGCCCCAUCACCGAGACGGAUGACUUGGAGAGCACCGUCACACGAGAUCGGCCAAAAAGCGCCUUUGCAUCCCGCAACCGUGCCAUCACCGUCUUUGCUCAAAUGCAAGCGGCUGUGGACACCAACCCGCGCUACAAAGCAGAUAAUAUCAUGGCUGUCGAGCUGGACAUGCCAGAGCGAACCACCAUGGAUUACUCUGGUCCUUCGGUGAGUGCGCGUGCACAAGAGGCGCUCGACGCCGCACUGCGUGAUGAGGGGGACGUGGUCAUUGGCCAAUCGACGGAUGACUUUAUCGAUGAGAUCAUUCGUAAAAAGCGUCGGGAAGAGAAAAUGGCUAGCAAACGCCAACGACCUGGUACUGCUAAAGGGCCCAAAAGAACGGGGACCGGACGCUCAAAUGGACCUGCAGAAGAGUUUCCCUCUCGUCGGGGCUUGGUCAAAGAACGAGCAUAGCCGUAUUACAUACACUUCGACGUCUGCACGCCGGGCGUGCGCUGCCUUGAAUGCCAUCGACCUGGUUUACCUGGCUCAUGUUUUCUUGAUCACUGGAUUAUCUUUAAUAACGAGUGCGUGGUUUUUUUUUGGAGGGGAGGUGGCUGACUCACCUCAUGUCGAGAAUUACUGACAGUAAAAAAAAAUUAAGACAGUUUUUG